This is a messenger RNA of Ostreococcus tauri, 1368 nucleotides long. RefSeq names its product Radical SAM, alpha/beta horseshoe. Gene Ontology annotation, biological process: tRNA modification. Gene Ontology annotation, molecular function: 4 iron, 4 sulfur cluster binding; aspartic acid methylthiotransferase activity. Bases 1 to 1368 code for a protein of 455 amino acids. Gene Ontology annotation, cellular component: cytoplasm; cytosol. Lineage: Eukaryota; Viridiplantae; Chlorophyta; Mamiellophyceae; Mamiellales; Bathycoccaceae. The record is from RefSeq and is a predicted model, not a curated record. The transcript has a single exon.
AUGGUCUCCUUAGGGUGCCCGAAGAACACGGUCGACGGGGAGGUGAUCCUGGGCGAUCUCCACGCGAACGGAUUCGAGAUCACGGACGAUCACGAGGCGGCGGACGCGAUCAUCAUCAACUCGUGCGGAUUCGUGGAGGAUGCGAAGAAUGAAAGCGUCGAAGCCAUCUUAGAGGCGGCGAAACUGCGCACGGAGAGUGGACGGAGCGAUACGAAGAUCAUCGUCACGGGAUGCCUGGCGCAGCGGUACGCGAACGAUCUGGCGAAUGAGCUGCCGGAGGCGGAUGUGAUCGUCGGGUUUGAGAAUUACGGAAACUUGCCGCGCACCGUGGGGGGGGCGCUCGGGGUCGAGGCGACGCCGGGGGUGUUGUUGCCGCAGCAGGCGCGGGUGCAGGUGGGUGGGGCGAGCCCGCCGUUCAGAGAGGAGACGAAACGGUUGAGAAUCACGCCGAGGCACUACGCGUAUCUUCGCGUGGCGGAGGGAUGCGAUCAUAAGUGCACGUUUUGCGCCAUUCCGAGCUUUCGCGGACGCUUCAGGUCCAAGCCGUUCGGGGCCAUCGUGGACGAAGCGAAAGCGCUGGCGGACUCUGGGGUGAGGGAACUGAAUCUCAUCGCCGAGGAUACGAAUCAGUGGGGGAUGGAUCUGCGAGCGAGCGAUGGACGCGGCUUGGCUGAGCUCUUGUACGCGCUCGCGGAGGUUGACGGCAUCGAGUGGAUGCGCAUCCUGUACGCGUACCCGUCGUACUUUUCCGACGAGCUCAUCCAGGCCAUCGCGGACGUUCCCCAGGUGUGCAAGUAUAUCGAUAUUCCGCUGCAGCACAUUACGAAUCUGUCGCUGUUGCGCAUGAACAGACCGCCCAGACAGCACACGGAGGAUCUGUUGUACAAGCUUCGGGACAGGAUUCCCGGCUUGGCGCUUCGCACAACCUUCAUCAGUGGGUUCCCGGGUGAAACCGAGGAGGAACACAACGAGUUGAUGCAAUUCUGUAGAGACUUUAAGUUUGAGCGCCUCGGCGCGUUCGCGUACAGCGAAGAGGACGGGACGCCGGCGAUGGAGUACCCGGACCAAGUGCCGGAGGACGUCAGAGCGUUUCGUCGCGAUCAACUCGUGUCGCAGCAGCAAGAGAUUAGCGAAGAUUUCGCCAUGAGCCGCGUCGGUAAGGACGUGGACGUUCUGAUAGAUAGCUGGGACGAUGAUAUGCAGGCGUUCAUCGGGCGCACCACGCUCGAAGCGCCGGAUAUCGAUCCAGUCGUGUUCGUCACGGAGGACGAAUCGAAAGGCUUGCCGCCGAUCAAGCCCGGUCAAAUGCGCAAGUGCAACAUCAUAGGAUCGAGUCUGUUCGAUCUCGAGGCUCAGCCAAUCAUGUAA